AUCGCAUGCUCAAGUUUGGCGGUUUUCGAAAAUCGUAUCUUUAUUUCUGCUUGUUAAACUUAAUUUGCACAAUAAAAUGGCUGAGAAAUUGGAGGAUCUGAAUCUACCGAUGACGGUCGUCACGAGAAUAGUGAAAGAAGCUUUGCCCGACGGUGUGGCGAUCUCAAAAGAAGCGAGAACUGGCCUAGCGAAAGCGGCUUCAGUGUUUGUCUUGUAUAUCACAUCUGCCGCUACGAAUAUCGUCAAAAACAACAAAAGGAAGGCUUUAACUGGCCAGGAUGUUAUUGAAGCGCUUGCAGACAUCGAAUUCGAGAGGUUUGUGGAGCCUCUAAAGGAAUCUUUAGAGCAGUACAAGCAAAUGGCAUCAGCGAAGAAAACAGCCGGAAAAAAGAAAGAUGAUGACGAAGUUAUGGAGAUAAUUGAUGAUGAAUGAAUGUUUUAAGUGAUGGACUCUAAACAAGUGUAAAAAACUAUAAUUUGUACAGCAGCGGCAAGUUUUUGAUGUUUUAAUACAUAUAUGACUUUGGUCUGGUAAACGACUGCUGUUUCCAAUGUAUCAAUUAUUGUAUGCUAAUUGUGUCCAAUAUGGUGUCCUGUGUCCAUGGUGUCUACAACUCAUGUGAGCCAAUAGCGUUAAAUGUUUUCACUAAGUUAGAUCUGCAACAAAAACAACAAUUUACUGGUAAACUAGCAAAAUCAAAUAUCUUGAGAUAAGUCUGAUGCCAUCACCCAAAUUCCCUUUGCCGGUCAGGUAGGACAAAAUUCCCGG
Messenger RNA from Aricia agestis (brown argus), 769 nucleotides. RefSeq names its product DNA polymerase epsilon subunit 3 (gene Chrac-14). Gene Ontology annotation, biological process: leading strand elongation; heterochromatin formation; DNA damage response. Lineage: Eukaryota; Metazoa; Arthropoda; Insecta; Lepidoptera; Lycaenidae. The transcript has a single exon. The record is from RefSeq and is a predicted model, not a curated record. Gene Ontology annotation, cellular component: epsilon DNA polymerase complex; CHRAC. Gene Ontology annotation, molecular function: protein heterodimerization activity; chromatin DNA binding. Bases 77 to 433 code for a protein of 118 amino acids.